AUGACUUCUGUUAUAAUACGUCUUCAAAAUCUUCCAAUAUCGGCGAAUGCGUCGAAUAUUCGCAGGUUCUUCUCUGGACUUAGCAUUCCCGAAGGUGGUGUUCAUAUUGUGGGUGGUGAAAAGGGUGAUGCCUUUAUUGCGUUUGCUACCGAUGAAGAUGCUAGGCGAGCUAUGCUUCUGGAUCAGCAAUCAAUAAACGGCACCAAGAUUAGACUUUUUCUGAGUAGUAAAACAGAAAUGCAAACAGUUAUUGAAAUGGCUCGGAGUUCCGUUAUGAAAGCCAAUCAUCAAAUGGGCCACUUACCAAAGCCUUCUAGUCAGUACAACAAUUCCCAUACUAUUUCUGCUGCACCACAAUCUUAUCCACUGUCUUCAAAUGCUGAUAAAAGUCCUUAUAGCUCUACAAUAUCCAAAGGGUCUUAUUCUCUCUCUUCUUUACCUACGGAUGUGCCUCCUUAUGGCUACGGCUAUGGAAGUUCCUGGAGUAAUGAAAGGAACGAUGGUCAAGACGGUUACAGUAGCUAUGGGAUAGAUAACCGAUCGGAAACCGGUCGUCGAGAUAAUUCUGCUGCAUCCCUUGCCUCAAGCAAAUACGAUGAUCCAUCUACUGAUCGUCAUUACAAUCUGUCACCAUCUUAUCCUCCUGAAGAUGGUUACUAUGGUGAUGGCAAUGGUUAUGAUCAUUCAAAGGCUAAUGAGCCAUCUUCACAACCACCUGGUUAUCCUAAUGAUCGAGGGUUUACCGAUGUUGGGCGUGAUUUUUCGGUGAGACCACCAUGGCUUGCUGAUGGUAACCGUAAUCAAUUUUCUAAAAGAUCGGUUCCUCCUGAUUCAGCUCUCAGAGAACCUGUUCCCUUUAAACGCAAUCGUUCGGAGGAAUUUUGCUAUCCUUCUAAUAGAGAAGUACCUUGUCUAGAUUUUGUAGUGAAGAUUUCUAUGCGUCCAGCGGAUGUUUCUGUAAAAGGUACAUUUGAUAUUCUUCGAGGAGUAAAUAUAAUCCCCAAAUUUGGUAUUCGAGUUGAGGAGGAUGAAAUUGGCCGUUACACGGGUAACGUUUACUGUCUUUUGACCUGUCCCGAAUCCCAUGCUCGAGCCUUAUCCUAUCACAAAAAGGUGGUCAAUGGUUAUCCGAUUGAGGUGUACAACUCAAAUGCCGAGGAUUUCUUUAAGGUUACUGAUAGUAACUUUGCUAGCCGAUGCCCGCACUUCAUUCAGAGUCGUAUUCCCAAUAAGGGUACUUAUAAACCUCUUUACUAUGCAGACGCUUGCAUUGAGAUGUCUGAAAUUCCCUCUAAUGUUACCGAGGAAGAUAUUGUCGCAUUUUUGGGUGUUCCUGGUCUUUCUGCGAGUGAUGUUAAGAUUUCACAGUCUGGGGUUCCUUUGUCGAUUGUUGCUCUAAUUCAUCUUCCGUCUGUUGAAGUUCUCAACAUUCUUCUUGAUGCGCCUUCGCGUCGCUUCAGUGCAAAUCAAUCACGGGAUUUGAGAUUGGUUGCUAUUUCUGCUCUUCAAUUUAAAUAUGCUCCUCCAAGGCAACCUCUUUACGCGUAUAAGCCGGAAUCCGGUAAUAGUGGAUCUAAAAUCUCUACUUCGCAAAAGCCUGAAUCGAAAACCUGCUGUUUCAUUUAUGGUUUCUCACGAAGCAUAACCAUAUUUGAUUUGACGCAAAUAUUUCCAAAUGUUUUUAUCCCUGGUGAUGCCAUUCAUUUGCUUCCAAAUGGUCGUUCGGCCGUUAUUGAUUUUCUUAGCGAGGAGAGUUGUCGUAAUGCUCUUCGAGAUUUUCAGGUAGCUGAGGGGGAUCUUAAGAAGACCCAUCGUCUGCUUUCAAUGCGGGCGAUUACUAAGUUAGAAUACGAUCAGAAAAUUGAGGAGAGUCAAGAGGAGCCAUCUAAGCAGAUUGUCCCCGAUGGUAGAAGUGGUGAUUCUAGUUUUCGUCCGCCUCGCUUCCGUCCCCCUUUCUCUCAGCCUCAUAGACUGCCACCAUUUGGUCCAAGGGGCGUGGGUUCACGUCCACCUUAUCCUCCCCCACCAAGGGCUCGAUUUAACAGACCCCCUGGUGGUCCUUCCCAUGUAACGAAUCUCUUCUUAAAAAAUCUUCCUCCGAACUGUCCCCCAGGAGCGUUACUGGAUAUUUUUCAUCGUUUCCGUCCUCUCCCGGGUUCCUUGCGUUUUAGACGAGAUCCAAGAGGCGCGCCUACUGGCGAGGCUGUUAUUUCUUUUGGCACUUUUGCGGAUGCCGAGCAGGCUGCCAGAGAGACUGAUUCAACUCGACUGUUUAGCAAGACCAUUUCUGUGCAUAUUCAACCACAAUAG
Messenger RNA from Rodentolepis nana, 2310 nucleotides. Lineage: Eukaryota; Metazoa; Platyhelminthes; Cestoda; Cyclophyllidea; Hymenolepididae. The record is from the annotation of a GenBank genome assembly.